AUGGAACUGAUCGAUUUGGACGAAGACUCGUUGAUGGAAAUAUUUUCAUACUUCCACUUUAACGAACUACUAACGCUAUCUUCCGUUUGCUUGCGCUUCCUUCAUAUUUGUCAGAGGCAUCUGCGUACUAUACGCAAUUUUGAACUUGACUAUCGAGCGGUGGUUGCCCGUGACAACUACACCGAGUACCUCCGAAAUGUUUUCGCAAUCCUCGGUCCGACCAUGGAGGCCUUCCGAUUUUCUGGCGGAUACAUUAUGGACGAAAUACUCAAACAGACAAUCGUGGACAAUCUAGCAACGCAUUGCACAAACCUUCAGCAUCUGACGAUUAACUACACGGUUCUCAAUGAGCAUCACUUGCGACCACUUGCUACCCUGCUACGCACACUCGUUAGCCUCGAUCUUGGCCGAUGCGACAUGACGGACGAGAAUCUAGGUGAGUUUCUACAAUCAAGACCGUUGAAGCUACGUUUCCUUGCCAUUCCGGGCAACCCAGCUCUGGAGGGUGCUUUUUUCAAACACUGGACCACAGCCGAGCAACUAGAGCAGCUAGAUUUGAGUUACUGUUAUUCGCUUAACAUUGACGCAAUGGAAGGUUUUAUGCAGCAUGCCAAUCGAUUAAUGGCCGUGGAUGCCACAGGCAACCUCUGGCUCGAACGGAAUAAAGAUAUCUUUCGAAGAGAUGGUCGUUCGAUCACGAUGGGUACGAGUAUGCCUGCGUUGGAAUACUUCAGAGCAGGUUGAAGGAUGAUUGAAUUCAAUGCGCUGCACGUUGAGUCAUUCCAAAAAAAUCCGUAUAUAAAUGCGUCAAAUGCAUACGUGCUGUUCUACAAGAAUAUUUUUGGAAC
Anopheles nili is the source of this 848-nucleotide messenger RNA. RefSeq lists its product as uncharacterized. The transcript has a single exon. Gene Ontology annotation, molecular function: protein binding. NCBI's taxonomy places the organism in Eukaryota, Metazoa, Arthropoda, Insecta, Diptera, Culicidae. The record is from RefSeq and is a predicted model, not a curated record. Bases 1 to 744 code for a protein of 247 amino acids.